CAGAGCUAAUGCUGUUAUCCGAUCCGAGGUGGGUGCUAUAUAAAGUCCCGAGACUUUACCGGAAAGCACCAGUCUGUCCUGACUAUUCAGAAAGGUUAUUUCUGCAGUAACAGACGAAUUUAAACAUGAGCCGAGUCAUCUUUGCCAGCUGCCUUCUCCUCGUCAUUUCCUUUCUGGUUUUUGACGUGGCUACCGCAUCAUACAAGAAGCCUCCAUUCAACGGCAGUAUCUUCGGAAAACGCACUGGACCUCCAACUGAUUAUGAAACCGCAGGAAAGGCACUUUCUACAAUGUGCGAAAUUGCUUCAGAAGCCUGUGCAGCAUGGUUCCCAGUCCAGGAAAAUAACUAGAAUCUGUAUUUAGUUAUAUCAGUGUAAAUGUGAAUAAAAAUUAAAACUUAAAAAUCAAUACAA
Cimex lectularius (bed bug) is the source of this 413-nucleotide messenger RNA. RefSeq names its product SIFamide-related peptide (gene SIFa). The coding region runs from base 126 to 350 and encodes 74 amino acids. The transcript is spliced from 3 exons. The record is from RefSeq and is a predicted model, not a curated record. Lineage: Eukaryota; Metazoa; Arthropoda; Insecta; Hemiptera; Cimicidae.